Messenger RNA from Nerophis lumbriciformis (worm pipefish), 333 nucleotides. The record is from RefSeq and is a predicted model, not a curated record. Lineage: Eukaryota; Metazoa; Chordata; Actinopteri; Syngnathiformes; Syngnathidae.
AUGGGCUGGAUUCCGGACGAGGGCAAGGGUCUUCCGCCGCCCGGCAUCGUCAACCGUAACUCGGUGUGGCUGGCCGUCGUGGGCUGGUGCACGGCCAUGCUCCAAAACGCCAUUAAUCACCGGCCGCCGCUAAAGUCAGGAGCUCAUCGGCAGGUCCUGUUGUCGACGAUCGGCUGGUUCAUCGGCUACCACGUGACCAAAAAGGAAAAUUACGUGCAUGCCAAACUGGACCGAGACAUGUUGGAGUACAUGAAACUGCACCCGGAUGACUUUGCCCCCAAGGAAAAGAAGACCUUUGCCGAGAUUGUCGAGCCUUUUAUUCCUGUGCGCUAA